Messenger RNA from Aspergillus wentii DTO 134E9, 963 nucleotides. RefSeq names its product ribose-phosphate diphosphokinase. Gene Ontology annotation, cellular component: cytoplasm; ribose phosphate diphosphokinase complex. NCBI's taxonomy places the organism in Eukaryota, Fungi, Ascomycota, Eurotiomycetes, Eurotiales, Aspergillaceae. The record is from RefSeq and is a predicted model, not a curated record. The transcript has 4 exons. Gene Ontology annotation, molecular function: ribose phosphate diphosphokinase activity; magnesium ion binding. Gene Ontology annotation, biological process: purine nucleotide biosynthetic process; ribonucleoside monophosphate biosynthetic process; 5-phosphoribose 1-diphosphate biosynthetic process. The coding region runs from base 1 to 963 and encodes 320 amino acids.
AUGGCGUCAAACUCGAUCAAGCUUUUGACUGGUAACAGUCACCCCGAGCUUGCUGAGCUCGUUGCCAAGAGACUCGGCAUUGAGUUGACCAAGAUUAUGGUCCUGCAGUAUUCGAACCAGGAAACUAGUGUCACAAUUGGUGAAAGUGUACGAGACGAAGAUGUCUUCAUUCUGCAAUCCACUCGACCCAACGACAUCAACGACGGGCUUAUGGAGCUCCUGAUCAUGAUCAACGCCUGCAAGACUGCCUCGGCCCGCCGCAUCACGGCCGUCAUUCCCAACUUCCCCUAUGCGCGCCAGGAUAAGAAGGACAAGAGUCGUGCGCCCAUCACCGCCAAACUUAUGGCAAACAUGCUCCAGACUGCGGGCUGUAACCAUGUCAUCACCAUGGACCUCCACGCAAGCCAGAUCCAAGGUUUCUUCAAUGUCCCAGUUGACAACCUGUAUGCUGAACCUAGCAUGCUGAAGUGGAUUCGGGAGAACCUGGAUGUGCAAAACUGUGUCAUCGUCAGUCCCGACGCCGGUGGUGCGAAGAGAGCUACCGGCAUCGCCGAUCGCCUUGACUCGCAAUUCGCUUUGAUUCACAAGGAGCGUCCCCGUCCCAACGAAGUCUCGCGAAUGGUUCUCGUCGGAAACGUUAAGGACAAGGUUGCUAUCAUCGUGGACGACAUGGCCGACACAUGUGGAACUCUCGCCAAGGCCGCCGACACCGUUAUGGAGCAUGGAGCUAAGGAAGUUAACGCUAUUGUUGUUCACGGAAUCCUGUCUGGCAAUGCCAUUGACAACAUCAACAACAGCUGUCUCAAGAGGAUCGUCGUCACCAACACUGUGCCUCACGAGGAAAAGAAGGAAAUUUGCGACAGAAUCGAGACCAUCGACAUCAGUCCUACACUUGCCGAGGCUUGCAGACGUACCCACAACGGAGAGUCAGUAAGCUUCUUGUUCUCGCACGCUGUCGCAUAA